AUGUUUAAAAGAUACUCUUUCCCUUUAGUUAAAUAUUACUGGCCAUUCUUUGCCACUGGUGCUGCUGUCUACUGGUUGGUUGGUAAGGCUGCCACUGCUUCCGCCAAUUCCGCUGAAUUCAUUAAUGAUCCAAGAAAUCCAAGAUUCCAAAGAGGUGAAAAGUUGGUUGAAUUGAAAAAUUAA
Molecule: messenger RNA, 183 nt
Organism: Saccharomycodes ludwigii
Lineage: Eukaryota; Fungi; Ascomycota; Saccharomycetes; Saccharomycodales; Saccharomycodaceae
Gene: ATP18
Product: F1F0 ATP synthase subunit i
Exons: 1
Coding region: 1-183 (60 amino acids)
Biological process (GO): proton motive force-driven ATP synthesis
Molecular function (GO): proton transmembrane transporter activity
Source: RefSeq, a predicted model, not a curated record